ACGUGAGGUAUAUUGACUACUACUCGUGCUGUUUCUCUUUUUGCUCCAUUAGAUGCAAUUAUAGUUCUUACUAUUUUUUCAACAACUUACGUCGUAAAUCGCAGUCAUAUGAAAAAUAAAAAAUCGGGAUCCCUUGACGUUGCUUCGUUCAUUUAACUAGAGAAAUUAUUACACAAUAAUGGGAAAUGCUGGGAGUAAUCAAACAGUCAGUCAUAGCCAUAAUCCAAGCAAAGAUCGUCAUGGUAAAGAACAUGCACCAUCUUCUCCAGGAAAGGAAGGUCAGGCAUUCGUAUUUGACAAAAAGCCUGAUCAAAAGCUAGUCUUCCAAUCAUCUCAAGAAGAAGAAGAGCCUUAUUAUACUAAAGAUAGAAAUAACUUUGGUGGACCACGUCCAAGAUCUAAUACAGUAUCUGAAGGAACGAAAGUUACCGAUAGCAAAGUAUUGCCUACUGUUUUUAAAUGGGAAGGCGGCGGCAAGCAAGUAUAUAUUAGUGGAACGUUCACAGGAUGGAAAACGCUGCCUAUGGUAAAAAGCCAUGGCGAUUUUGUUACUAUUAUUGAUCUACCAGAAGGAGAACAUCAGUACAAAUUCUACGUCGAUGGAGAAUGGAGGCAUGACCCUGGUUUGAAAAUAGUUGACAAUGGUAUGGGUUCUAAAAACAAUUUAGUAGCUGUAAGAAAAUCAGAUUUUGAAGUUUUCCAAGCACUUGCUAAAGAUAGCGAGGGUGUUUCGAGCAGCAUUCAAACUGAAUAUGGUCAAGAAAUACCACCUCAUAAACCAUGGGAAAAAGUAGUUGGACCCCCAAUCUUACCACCACAUUUGUUGCAAGUUAUUCUUAAUAAAGAUACACCAUUAUCAAAUUUUUUCAGUGCGAGCCAACUCUUUUACCUGAACCAAAUCAUGUAAUGUUAAAUCAUCUAUAUGCUUUAAGUAUUAAAGACAGUGUAAUGGUUUUAUCAGCUACGCAUCGCUAUCGAAAAAAAUAUGUAACUACCCUCCUAUAUAAACCAAUUUAAUGAUUUA
Polistes canadensis is the source of this 1024-nucleotide messenger RNA. RefSeq names its product 5'-AMP-activated protein kinase subunit beta-1-like. Bases 179 to 907 code for a protein of 242 amino acids. The transcript has 5 exons. Gene Ontology annotation, molecular function: protein kinase binding. Gene Ontology annotation, cellular component: nucleotide-activated protein kinase complex; nucleus; cytoplasm. Gene Ontology annotation, biological process: signal transduction. Lineage: Eukaryota; Metazoa; Arthropoda; Insecta; Hymenoptera; Vespidae. The record is from RefSeq and is a predicted model, not a curated record.